Molecule: messenger RNA, 1341 nt
Organism: Perkinsus marinus ATCC 50983
Lineage: Eukaryota; Perkinsozoa; Perkinsida; Perkinsidae
Product: mitogen-activated protein kinase 2, putative
Exons: 15
Coding region: 1-1341 (446 amino acids)
Biological process (GO): protein phosphorylation; intracellular signal transduction
Cellular component (GO): nucleus; cytoplasm
Molecular function (GO): MAP kinase activity; ATP binding
Source: RefSeq, a predicted model, not a curated record
AUGACAGAGGAGAUCGAUCGCCAUGUUUUGAGGAAGUACGAGAUCGUACAGAAGUUGGGUCGAGGGGCUUACGGUAUCGUAUGGAAGGCUAUUGAGAAACGUACACGAGAAGUAGUUGCCUUGAAGAAGUGCUUUGAUGCCUUCCAAAACGCUACUGAUGCUCAGAGGACCUUCCGAGAGAUCAUGUUCCUACAGGAGUUGAAUGGUCAUGAUAACAUUAUUCGGCUCCUAAACGUGCUUAAGGCCGAUAAUGACCAGGAUAUAUAUAUAGUAUGUGAUUAUAUGGAGAGUGACCUUCAUGCAGUUAUAAGAGCUAAUAUACUAGAGGAUAUACAUAAACAAUACAUCAUAUAUCAACUACUGAGGGCUUUGAAAUAUAUGCAUACGGGCCAGAUGCUCCACCGAGACAUCAAGCCGUCGAAUAUUCUCCUCAACUCAGAUUGCCAAGUGAAGGUGUGUGACUUUGGCCUGGCACGCUCAGUCGUACAGAUGCAGGAUGCUAGUUCUAAUCCGGUCUUAACGGAUUAUGUGGCGACGAGAUGGUACAGAGCUCCUGAGAUAUUGCUUGGUUCGACCAGCUACACAAAAGGUGUCGACAUGUGGUCGGUGGGAUGCAUCCUCGGUGAGCUCAUCUCGGGUAAGCCUAUCUUCCCUGGUACCUCUACAAUGAACCAGUUGGAUCGAAUACUGGAGGUCACUGGGCGUCCAACGGCCAAUGACAUCGAGGGUAUGCAAUCACCCUUCGCUGCGACGAUGCUUGAGUCACUACCAGCGACACGUCCGAGGCCUCUAACGGAGAUGUUCCCAUCAGCAAGUGUGGAGGCACUCGACUUACUCAGGCUUUGUCUGCAGUUUAACCCGGGGAAGCGGAUAUCAGCUACUGAAGCAUUGAAGCAUCCAUAUGUGGUGCAGUUCCACAAUCCUGAUGAAGAACCGUCAUGUCCGGCUGUGAUACGUAUCCCUAUCGACGACAAUACUAGACUAACUGUUAGUGAUUAUAGAGAUAGACUGUACAGUGAAGUGAUGAAGCGUAAGAAGGAACAAAGGAGGCAAUUGAAGAAACAAAUGGAACAACAACAAACAACAACAACUAGCGCCCCGGCUCAGCCACGAGUACCUCUGGUGUGGGGGGCCGGUAUCAUCCUACAGCCCAUCCACCAAGUACAAGUACUGGGCCUGCCUAUGGGCACCACCAUCACGCUGGCCGUAGUACGGCUCCUGGCCCUUCUGGUAUGUCUCGAUCCUCGAACUUCACCGCUAAUGGCGGGGGCAUGGGCAGUUAUGGUACUCAGCCUCAGAAGGUAUCUCGACAAGGGUAGCGACAUGGAGGGGGUCAAUUGA